Molecule: messenger RNA, 2784 nt
Organism: Symbiodinium necroappetens
Lineage: Eukaryota; Dinophyceae; Suessiales; Symbiodiniaceae
Source: the annotation of a GenBank genome assembly
AUGGCAUUGAGCUACAAUGCAGGGGUAUUGUCAAGACGUGAUGCCUGGGUCCCACUGGUCAAUCAGCCCGUGGUCGCACCAGUGGACGCAGCCCCUCGCAUUGCAGCUCCCCCGCCGUCGCAGCCACCACGGAGCAGGGGCAACGAUGUGGUGCAGUUUCUCUCACGGACCUUCUACUUUACUGAGAAGGAGAAUGCGCUUAUACGAGUUGCGCGGGUGGGGUCACUGUAUGGGCAAUGCUCGGUGAACUGGAGAACAGAAGAUGGAUCGGCACAGCAAGGCCAAAAGUAUCAUGGGGGCGGUGGUACUCUCGUCUUCGGCCCUGGCGAGUCUCUCCGAAGCUUUGAGGUGGAGAUCAUCGACGACGAUUUUUUCGACUCCAAUUUGGAGUUUGAAGUAGUGCUCGAGGAUGCCAGAAACUGUGUCAUCGAGCCGGCGAGUGCCCGAUCUACUAUCAUGAUCAUGGAUGAUGAUUUGUUCCCUGCAAACGAGCUGGAGGAAGAGCUUAAAAAGGAAGACGAGGCCGGACUGUACAAGAUUGGUUGGACAGUGCUGUGGAGCUUUAUGCGAUUCAGCUACGGGCACGUUCGUGAGAUCCGUUGGAAGACCAACGUGGUCCUUUUACUGUCGAUGCUGGGGAAUGCAUACUACCUUGGCACAAUCUUCAUCCGUGUGUACUUGGUUGAUACAGUUCUCAACCCGAGAGAUGAAGAGUCGUCAUCGCGACUGCUGAUCCCAGGGGAUCGGAAUGGCACUGCAGUUGCCCUUGCCUUGGCAUGGAUUCUUCCCAACUUUGUUCUGUUGGCCUCUGACUAUUUUGAGAUGGCCGUUCUGGAGAUGGGUUUCAACAUCCGCUACUACUUGCGAGUGAACUUGUUCAGAAAGUACCUCUACUACACGCAGCAGUCGCGAUCUCGUGUGCCCAUCCAGGACCUCAAGAUCAGCAUGAUGGACGAUAUCCCAGAGCUAGUCUCCGAGGGCUACUUGAUUGUGUUCGAACUGUGGGCCAUGCUGGGGAAAAUUGCGUGCAUUGCGUUCUUCAUGUUGCGGAAGCACCCCAGCAGUGCGCUUCCGCUCUUUGCUUAUCCAGUGAUCCUGGCGAUCUACUUAAGGUGCACGUACCACAGGCGGCUAGAUCUCAUGGCAAAAGAAGGAGAGGGUCAAAGCGACACAACAGGAGUUGUCAUGGAGCUGAACACUUCCCGCCGUCUGCUCUCCUUGUAUGAUGGGAAUUCAGUGGCAGUGCGAAACUUUGAGGAGAUCUUGCAUCAUCAACGAUCCCUGACAAUGGAUCUCAAACGGUUCCAGUUUUGGAACGCACAAGUGAUUCCGUGGAUCACCCUUCUCGCCAUCGGCAGCUACAUGGCAUCGUCACCAAAGGUUGUGCUCUCAGGCGGGACGUCGUUGGGUUCCUUCCUCGCGACAGUGAAUGUGUACAAGGACCUUGGCGACCGUUUCUCCACAAUACUGAAAGGCUUCACAGCUCUGAGCAAGUCUAUCUCACCAUUGUGCGGGAUCACCCUCCAAUUAAACUAUGAGACAGAAGUUCCAGCAAAGAAGGAAGUCUUCCAGAGGCGUGAAUCGUUCACGUUGGACUGGUUAACGCAACAUGCACCUUCGGGUGCAUCAUUGGACGAUAUACCCAUCGUGUUCAUGGAUGCCACGAUCGUGCACAGCCCCAGCAUGAAGAGAAAGGCCUUCUCCGCAGAAGCACCGCAGGGGUCAAUCAUCCAGGUGGCUGGUCAUCAUGACGUUGGCAAAAUGACGCUCCUCCAGCUGAUCAGUGGACACCUUUCGCCAUCUACUGGGGAAGUGGUGAUAUCACCACACCUGGAGAUUCUCUAUGUUGCCCACGAGCCACUGUUUAUUCAGAACGCCGGACUGUUCUGCAAUCUUCACAUGAUCAGCACUGUCGAUGAGAUGGGGGGCGUGAACAUUGAACGAGGCCUCAGAAUCCUUCGUCGGCUACAGCUGGACAAGCCCUGGAUUAAGGACUUUCGGGUUGUGGUAGUGGUGAAAUUCCAGGCCUGUGUAGCCUGUGGCCGUUCAGCAUUUCUCAGAUUCUUCUUGUUGCUAUUCUUGCAGGAGAUGUAUGAGUUGGAAGCCGCGGCAUUGCAAGAAGUCGCUGAGGCCAGUCCCACAUCAGACGACGGCAUGUUCGGAUGCCUUGCCGAGGAGGAGAAAGAGGAGGACGAGGAAGCGGAUGAAGACAGUGACGCAUGGUUCGAUCGACUCAGCACAAGUGAACGGGUUCGGUUUCAGCUGGCACGAGCAUUUGUUGCAAAUCCGCACGUGCUCGCAAUCAACCGUCCAGUGCAAGACCUGGACGACGACAUGAGGCAGGCAGUGCUGUCUUGCAUGAAAGAGUUUACCCAGAACAGAGGCUUGGAGGUUGACGAUGGGCUAGACAUCCAGCAAAGGCGUCCGCGCACAAUCAUCUUCACCACUGCAGACUCGGUACAAAUUGACAUGGUGGACACUGUAUGGCGGCUGUCGGCUGACAGCGGUGUUGCUGUGGAGAGGCCCCCCAAAGCGUUUGCAAUGCAAGCCGGUGCAUCUGGCUUAGCGACGCCUGCGACUUCAAUAACUCCUCGACACCCGUAUGCUUCGGCAAUGCCUGCGGUGAUAUCUCCUCGACAGCAGUCUGGCGUGGCAAUGUCUGCAGGGAUGAUGCCGGCCACCAUGAUCUCUCCUCGACAACAGCCUACUGUGGUUCCUCCCAGGAUGAUUUCUCCUGGAGAACAGCCUGGUCUUGGCUCACAGCGUUCGCAGUUUUUUCCCUGA